Molecule: messenger RNA, 384 nt
Organism: Didymodactylos carnosus
Lineage: Eukaryota; Metazoa; Rotifera; Eurotatoria; Philodinida; Philodinidae
Source: the annotation of a GenBank genome assembly
AUGAAUAUUCUGGGACCAGCAAUAAACAAAGUAGUAACGACUGUACCAGAAGAAAAGUGGCUAAUGGUUAAUGUGAAUGUGUCACCAUCAACUAUCACAAUUUGUAACCAUAAUAUAUUUAACUUUGAUAAUAUGUUGAAUGUUCUUCUUGUAAGAUAUUUUGGCAUUAUUAUACAUUGUGCCGAUAAUACAUUUAAAUGUCAUGUGUUUCAAUGUGAACCAUCGUGUGUUCAGUUGUGUAAAACGAUUGAAGCUGCUUGUAAAUUACGUUAUCAAAAAUGUAUAGAUGCACAUCCACAAGCCGCAAAACAAAGUGAACAAACAAAAUCGUAUGGUGCACAAAUUAAAAGUCUUGUUGGUUCUUUUUGGUAUGGCAAACAUUAA